AACGGUUGGAAAGCUCUCUGCCACCAUGGAAGAAGACUACAGCAGAUCAAGGUCUUCGUACGGCGGCGGCGGAGGGAAUAAUAUGCAGGUGGGAACCUACUAUGGACGCCCAACGAGGCCGCCACCCACCACUUCCUCCUAUGAGCUGAGGAGCUACAGUACUUCAUAUGCACAAACCCAGAUGGCUAAUCAUAAUUAUAACUACAAUAACAGGGAGAUUAAACUGAAAAAAGGGAAAAGCAUUUCUGGGUCGUCUUCCAGUUGGGGGAUCCUGGCUGAUCCGGAGUUGCAGAGGAAGAAGAGGGUUGCGAGCUACAAGAUGUAUUCUGUGGAGGGGAAGAUGAAGGGCUCGUUCAGGAAAAGCUUCAGGUGGCUUAAAGAUAAGUACACCCAAGUGCUUUAUGGCUGGUGGUGAUUGAAAGUGAUCAAUAAGUGCUUUUUGGUGGGUAAUAUUUAGCUUUUGUUCUAUUUCUAAGUCUUGAAUUGAGUUUAUGGUUGUGAUCAUAUAAAAAAAAAAAUCAUGAUUUGGGUUUGGUGCAAGUUAAUAUACUGAACUGAAUCGUAAAUUGGAUGGUCUUGUUUCUGGUUUUGAA
Messenger RNA from Pyrus x bretschneideri (Chinese white pear), 593 nucleotides. RefSeq lists its product as uncharacterized. NCBI's taxonomy places the organism in Eukaryota, Viridiplantae, Streptophyta, Magnoliopsida, Rosales, Rosaceae. The record is from RefSeq and is a predicted model, not a curated record. Bases 26 to 415 code for a protein of 129 amino acids. The transcript has a single exon.